Molecule: messenger RNA, 1819 nt
Organism: Ananas comosus (pineapple)
Lineage: Eukaryota; Viridiplantae; Streptophyta; Magnoliopsida; Poales; Bromeliaceae
Product: zinc finger protein MAGPIE-like
Exons: 3
Coding region: 171-1631 (486 amino acids)
Cellular component (GO): nucleus
Molecular function (GO): DNA-binding transcription factor activity
Source: RefSeq, a predicted model, not a curated record
CUUUGGUUGUGCUCUCACACAUUUUCAUUCCUCUUAUUAAGUGAUCUCUCCCUUGGUGGAGAUUACUACUAGCUACCAGUAUACACACCUAGCUAGCUAUCGAAAAGUUGGUGUUUUUGUCACUCAGGAAGAGAGGGGAAAAAAGGAAAAAAGAAGAAAACGAAAAGAUAAUGGCAGGAGCAGCCAUCUCAAAGGCCUUCCCACCAAACAACCCACCUCAUCACGACUCCAACCUCCCCCCUCCUCCCAAGAAGAAGAGAAACCUCCCAGGCACUCCAGAUCCGGAUGCGGAGGUGAUCGCGCUGUCGCCGAAGACGCUGCUGGCGACGAACCGGUUUCUGUGCGAGAUCUGCGGGAAGGGGUUCCAGCGGGACCAGAACCUGCAGCUGCACCGGCGGGGGCACAACCUGCCGUGGAAGCUGCGGCAGCGGAGCGGGAAGGAGCCGCGGAAGCGGGUGUACGUGUGCCCGGAGAAGAGCUGCGUGCACCACAACCCCGCGCGGGCGCUCGGCGACCUCACGGGGAUCAAGAAGCACUUCUGCAGGAAGCACGGCGAGAAGAAGUGGAAGUGCGACAAGUGCUCCAAGCGCUACGCCGUGCAGUCCGACUGGAAGGCCCACUCCAAGACCUGCGGCACCCGCGAGUACCGCUGCGACUGCGGCACCCUCUUCUCCAGGAGAGACAGCUUCAUAACUCACAGAGCAUUCUGUGAUGCUUUAGCCGAAGAGACGGCGAGGGUUUCUGCGGCAGUGAACAUCGCCAACACCGCCAACUUUCUAUUCACUGGCGGCGGCUUGAUCGGAUCCGACAUGCUACAUCCUUUGUCAUCCAACAAUCUCAAGCUAAAUAUAUCUAACAGUGAUCAUCAAGGUAAUAAUAAUAACAAUAACAAUGAUGAACAAUGUAGAAAUAAUGGGCUCUCACUGUGGAUGGGCCAUGGAUUGACUCACACUACUGAGCCUUUGAGCGCCAACAUUGCUACAACCCUGAACGACGUGCACCACAUGAACCCUAUGAGUGCUCAUGCAACGUUGUAUACUGAUGAUCUCUUCACCAACACUGCAUCGAAUGGGCAACUGCAUCUCGAUCACAACCAGUUAAGUUGGUUGUAUAGCGGCGGCAACAAAGUAUCGUCAAAUGCGAGCACGGGCGAGUUCACGAAUACUCUGAAGGAGAUUGAAACUCCCCAGUCUCUUCUCACGAGCAUUCCUUCCUUGUUUAGCAACCAGCACCGCUCGACGUCUGCGCCAGUGUCGGACAUGUCGGCGACCGCACUGCUGCAAAAAGCGGCUCAAAUGGGCGUCACGUCGAGCGCUACUACGCCGUUCAUGAUAGGGAGCUUUGAGUCCAAGUCCAAUGGCACUCAUGAGGCACUUGAUCAGGAGUGCAACAAGUUAGGCGAGCAGCAUCACGGUUUCUUCGGAUCGAAUUCGAACCCCUCGAGCAAUCUCGAGAGCAUCAUGAACGGAUUCACGGGGUCGAGCCCGUUCGAGAUGUUCACGGCUGCGACGAUGAGGCGCCAUGUAUCACUUAAGGAUGAUAUCGGAGGCGGAGGAGGAGAGACCAGAGAUUUUCUGGGUGUUGGAUCAGUGCAAACACUUUGCCCUCCAUCAAUCAAUGGAUGGAUUUGAUCAAGUUUCUUAUGCAGGUUAAUCAAUGACAAUUAAGCAUAUCCAAGGAGAUCAAAAGCUAGUUGUUGAGGAAAGAGGUAUCUGGGUAUGUGGGAGAAAUGCUUUUCUAUGCAAAACUUUGUAGGGGAUAGAAAGAUGAUUUAUAUAUAUAUAUAUGCAGGGUGGUUCAAUCUGCUAAUUAAGAACUA